Ostrea edulis (European flat oyster) is the source of this 2805-nucleotide messenger RNA. RefSeq names its product 5'-nucleotidase domain-containing protein 3-like. The record is from RefSeq and is a predicted model, not a curated record. Lineage: Eukaryota; Metazoa; Mollusca; Bivalvia; Ostreida; Ostreidae. Gene Ontology annotation, molecular function: 5'-nucleotidase activity. The transcript has 16 exons. Bases 37 to 1599 code for a protein of 520 amino acids.
AAUUUUACUAUUACAAUCGCCGCGUCAUCGUCAUGAAUGGAGAUGCAGACGGGUUGUAAAAUCAUUCGACGCUUUCUCUCCAGCAAAAACAUUAUCCACAAAUCCGUGAAGCAAUGCAUCGCCUUACAACGUUUCUUCUCCAACAAUGGCGCCCAAAAAGCCGAUUGGUGGGAGAUUUACCACAGGCAAAAGAAAAGCAUGGAGGAGAGCUUUAAGGAACCUGUACAGAUUAAUCCUGAUGCGAUAUUUGCCAACAAUGAGACACCUCUGGGUGAAAUUGACAUUUAUGGAUUUGAUUAUGACUACACCUUGGCAUAUUACAAACCAGAGCUGCACCACUUAAUUUUUAAGCUGGGACAAGAGGCACUAGUUCAGAAACACAAGUACCCGACAGAACUGAUUGACAUUGAAUACUGUCCAGACUUUGCCGUGAGAGGAUGUCAUUAUGAUGUCAGAAAGGGUUUGCUGUUAAAACUGGAUUCCUUCCAUAACAUACAGUUGGGAACUGUCUACAGAGGUACAAAGGCACUGAGUGAUGAGGCGGUGAAAACGCUGUACGAAGGAACACAUGUCUCUUUGGUGGACAUGAACACGUUCUAUGGAACAGGCCCAAUGUACCAGCUGGUUGACCUCUUUGCACCUCCAGAGAUGACACUUUUGUGCAAUAUAACUGAUUUCUUCAUGGAGAAUGGCAUUCCUUACGAUCCAGAGUAUGUGUUCCAUGAUGUGCGGUCGGCAGUGCAAGGUGUCCACAAUUCUGGUCAACUGCAUAGUCAGAUUAUGAGUGAUAUAGAAAGGUAUCUUGAUAAGGAAUCUGGUAUUAGUCUUCUACUGGAAACGCUGGCUAAACAGAGGAAACAACUCUUUCUGAUCACCAACAGUGGCUUCCCUUUUGUGGAUGCUGGAAUGAAAUUUAUGGUGGGAGAUAACUGGAGAGAUCUGUUUGAUGUUAUCAUAACCAAAGCUAGAAAACCAAAAUUUUUCAAUGAAUCAAAAAGGCCAUUUCGAAUUUAUGAUCCAGAUACUCAGAAUGAAUCAUACGACAGAGUGUUAAAACUAAGCAAAGGGAAAAUCUACCAGCAGGGAAAUUAUUACAUGCUUCAGAACAUGACCGGGUGGUGUGGAUUCAAUGUGCUGUAUUUUGGGGAUCAUGUGUACAGUGACUUGGCAGACCCAUCCCUUAAACACGGCUGGAGGACAGGAGCAAUUAUACCAGAAUUAGAGGCAGAGAUUACGAAAUCCAACAGUCUAGAAUACCAGCUAGCAGUUAAAUGGCUGUGUACAUUGCAGGAUUUGAUUGAAAAUGCUCAGAUGGAUAGAGCACAGGACACCAGUGAAAUUAGACAGUGUUGGUUAGACGAGCGGCGAGACCUCAGAAAUUACACGAAGUCUCUCUUCAAUGCCCGAUUUGGAAGCAUAUUCCGAACUUACCACAAUCCCACUUACUUCACACGGAGAUUGGCUCGCUUUGCGGAUGUGUACACGUCCAACGUUACUAAUCUUCUGAACUACCCCAUAAACCACACAUUCUAUCCACGUCGCACAGAACUUCCACAUGAACCUCACGUUCUAUCCACGUCGCACGGAACUUCCGCAUGAAUCUCACGUUGUGCCAAGAGAACUCAAGGGCAAAAGCCAGUUUUAAUCAAAACUAUUGAUUGCAGGCUGAAGGGGGGGGGGGGGGUAAAGGGAGGCUGAGAAUAGGGGAAGAGAAGGAAAGGGAAAAAGGAAGGAAGGGGCAGGAGUGGGUUGGUGUAGAAGAUAGGGAAAGAAGAGGAAGUAAAAGGCAGGAGAAGGUGGGAGAAAGUGGUGAAAGAAGAGGAGAGGGAGGGGGGAAGAAGGAGAGACGGACCCCUCUUAUCACCUAACCCUCUUGUAUCGUACUUAGUUCAUGUAAAAAUUGCUUUUGUUGUCUGUGAUCUUUUCGAUAUAUUGUUUGUUUUAGACAACAUGUAUUUUAGUAGCUAGUACUGUAUGUUAAUGCUAGUAAUAUACGGCGUGAUCAGUGUGAUAUAUGUGUGACAUUACCUGUUGUUUUAGAGAGCUAUAUUUUUGUGUGUGAAAAAUAAUUUAUAUUGCAUGUGUGAUUUCACUAGGUAUUUUUUUUUAGAGUAAGGAAGUUGGGAAGAUUCUUGUUACAUUGGCAUACUUAGGACUAAUUUGUGAGUAAGACAGAAAACUUGUACUUACAAUCCUUCACAUGGACCCAGUGCAUCAAUGAAUGAUAAAGGAAUGUUUGUAGAGCAUGUGGACCAAAUUUUUACUUAUAACUGCAAGAUGCACACUGUGUUUUUUAUGCCCCCAUAAUCGGAGAUUCAGGGGGAUAUAGUUUUUUGUCUAUCUGUCUGUUUGUCUGCAGAAAACUUUAACCUUGGCCAUACUAUUGAAUGGAUGGUGAUAGGGUAUUCCCUGUGACAAGACCUUUCUUUUUUUACCAAAAUAUUUAACCUCAUGACCUUGACAUUAGAGUUUGGUCAUAUGGGGGCAUUAGUGUUUCACAAACACAUCUUGUUUUUUAAAAAAAUCAAAAUCUGAAAUGCCUACCUCUUUUAUCUAAAAUUUGUGAACAUCAUGAGAUUCUUGUCAUGAGGUAUGAUUGCUUUAUCUACAAGUUUUUAAGUAGGUGGCCUCAUUUUUUGUUUAUGUAGUAUGUUAUUUAUAAGAAUGAUAUUACUUGGCACAUAUAUCAGUUUUAAAGUCAUUUUCAAUAUUUCAUGCAAGUGCUCAAUGCAACUAAAGAUUUUAGUCAACUAUUAAUGCUGAUACUCAUUUGUGUAUGAUAUAAAAUAAAUAUCAGAAUCUCGA